AUGAGAGUGCUCAAGACCCUGUGGUCGGCAUUCCUUCUGGCGUCCUGCCUUGCGCUCAACACCACAGAGCCAAGGCAUACAAAUAACUGGGCUGUUUUGGUGUCAACUUCAAGGUUCUGGUUUAACUACAGGCAUAUGGCGAAUGUGCUGAGUAUGUACAGAACGGUAAAGAGACUGGGCAUUCCAGACUCCCAGAUUAUCUUGAUGCUUUCGGAUGACAUAGCCUGCAACCCGAGAAAUGCGUUCCCUGGAUUUGUCUUCAAUAACGCCGACAGACAGCUUGAGUUGUACGGAGAUAACAUCGAAGUCGAUUACCGUGGAUAUGAAGUGACGGUCGAAAACUUUAUUCGUCUUUUGACAGACAGGUGGCCCGACGAGCAGCCCAAGUCGAAAAGACUGCUUACCGAUGAACAUUCCAAUAUUUUUAUCUACAUGACCGGCCACGGUGGAGAUGAGUUCUUGAAGUUUCAAGACGCGGAGGAGAUCUCUUCGUAUGACAUAGCAGACGCUUUUGAAGAGAUGCACGAGAAGAAGCGCUACAACGAAAUUUUCUUCAUGAUUGAUACUUGCCAGGCUAAUACCAUGUACAGCAAGUUUUACUCGCCAAACAUUCUGGCUGUUGGGUCAUCCGAUUUACACGAGAGCUCAUAUUCUCACCAUUCAGAUACAGAGAUAGGGGUGGCUGUCAUUGAUCGCUUCACAUAUUACAACUUGGAGUUUUUGGAAAGCCUGGAAAAAGACAGUAAGUUGACAUUACAGGACCUGGUGGACUCGUACACUUUCGAGAAGAUUCACUCCAACGCGGGUGUUCGCACAGAUCUGUUCCAAAGAAAUUUGUCUGAUGUGCUGAUCACAGACUUCUUCGGCAACGUCCAGCAGACCGUUGUUGACAACGUUGAGGAUGAUUUGCUGUAUCUGACGAAUCACGAUCAACAAGGCUUCUUGAAAAACUUAUCCGCACCCAGAAUCUCAGAGGUCGAGAAGCAAAGAAAAUCAGGCUUUUUCAAUCAGAAAAAGAAUAUGAUCACUCUCGGAGCGUGCGAGAGCAAGCAGAUGUCGUCUACAAAACUGAUCACUAUCGGAACGGUCAUCGCCGCCUUUUUCUUCUUUGCCAACUACUUCAAAAUUUAA
Molecule: messenger RNA, 1131 nt
Organism: Ogataea angusta
Lineage: Eukaryota; Fungi; Ascomycota; Pichiomycetes; Pichiales; Pichiaceae
Exons: 1
Coding region: 1-1131 (376 amino acids)
Biological process (GO): attachment of GPI anchor to protein; protein localization to cell surface; proteolysis
Cellular component (GO): GPI-anchor transamidase complex
Molecular function (GO): GPI-anchor transamidase activity
Source: RefSeq, a predicted model, not a curated record